Molecule: messenger RNA, 1277 nt
Organism: Vicia villosa (hairy vetch)
Lineage: Eukaryota; Viridiplantae; Streptophyta; Magnoliopsida; Fabales; Fabaceae
Exons: 6
Coding region: 274-879 (201 amino acids)
Source: RefSeq, a predicted model, not a curated record
ACAAAAAUGUAUUUUGAAAAGAGUUAACUCUCGAAACCCUACCGCAUUCAACCAUGGCUGUUGAAUCUGAAUGGCUGUUGCACAACCUUUGGCGGCUAUGAUACAACCUCCUGCGGUCCAGUUUCAAUUCAAUCCACAUAUGAUUAUGAAUUUGAAGAGAGGUAUCUAUCGCCAUCACACAAAAAAGGAAAAAUUCAGUUUCUCAACCGAAUUGAGUGGAUAAGUACUGCGAAGUUCUACCCUCUUCAAAUUUUUGUUUUCUGAACUGCGAUAAUGCCCAAAGCUAAAAGGUCCAAUCGUCCCCACAAUAAGUCACAUGAAUCAAAGAAACAUGGAAAGAAAGGGAAGAAACCUCGAAACAAGUCACUAAAACUUGAUAUUCAAUCAAUCUCUGCUAUGAUAGCCGAUACCCCUAUUAGUAGAAAUAUCUCAAUAACAGUAAACUCGAUAGCAAGGGCAAGAAAAGCACAACUUGAAGCCAUGAAGGGCAAUUCCUCUGAAGAUGACAGUGAGGAUAAUUAUCAUGAUCAUAAUGUUUGUAUCGCAGGUCGGUUUGGAAUAGGCAUGGAUUCUCCAAUACCAGACUGCUAUAUGAAGUAUUUUGACAUUGUAGAGGAGGCUCAUUCUCCUUGUUCCCUUGGAGGAUACCGGUCUUGCUCAACACCAGAUAUAUCUUCAUACGUAUCUCCUACAUUCUCUAUCAAUUCUUCUCCAGAGACUACUCCAGUACGAGAACCAUUCCCAUCACCUUUGGAUCGAGACCUUGAGGAUCAUGUGUCCAAUGAGGCCUCACACGCCCCAUCAUCACCUUUGGAUCGAGACCUUGAGGAUCAUGUGUCCAAUGACGCCUCACAUGCCCCAUCAUCACCUUUUGAUUGAGAGCUUAAGGAUCCUCGGUCCAAUGACGCCUCACAUAUUCUAGGGGGGCCAAUGACAAGAUCAAAGACAAAGAAAGAAAAACAAGAGUUGAAUCCUUGAAGCUUGUAGAAAGCAAGGACACAUGAUCUCUUUGUUUGCUUGCCAUAAUAACCCCCCAAUGAUUCUCGAUUGUUCUCUUAUUAAUUAAUUGUUUAUAUUCGGUUUUAUGUGCUAUAAGAAAAGUUCCAAGUUCCUUUCGAGUAUAGAAUUGUGUUUUUCUUUAAUAAAUCUAAGAUGUUUUGUAUUUCUUUAAUAAGUCUAUGAUGUUUUGUAUGUUUAUGUAAUUACUAGUAAAAUACCCGCAAAGGUAAAUUUGUUUAAUAUUUUGAGAUAUACUCUGAAAGUAUAUUUUAAAAUGA